UUACGGUUAUAAGAUGUUAGAGUAUUUUUAGCCCCACAAAAAAAUUAAAACGACUAAUUAAUAUGUGCGAUUAAUCACGACCGUCCAUCCCACUUAACAGCGAAAACGCGCCUACUAUUUUUUUUAUAGAUAUUAGAGAGAGACAAGAGUAUUUUGCGGUAACUAUAUAGCUGAGCGGUUCCUUCUCUCAUUUCCGGCCCUUUUCUCAGGGAUCUGAGACUCUCUCUCUCCUCUUCUCUCUCUCUCUCUCUUAUUCAUAUUUCACCUUUUUCUAUUCUCUCUCAGUUUAAUCUGGGCGCAAGCCUUAUUCUCACUCUAGGCGUUGAUCCAUCAGAAAGUUAUAUACGAUGUACACAUUCAAAUGGAAUCAUUUGUAGCUUGGGUUGUGAAGGGUGCAUGUGAUUCGUAGUGAGAGAAAUAAUGAAUACUUCCAGUUAUUGGGGAAAUGCUCGUCAUGUGUGUGACAUGAUACAAUGGCAGACUAUUUGUUAUUAUGUCUAUGCAUUUGAGGAUCCUUUUCUCUUUAUAUAUACAUCUAAAUGAGGGCUAAAUUUUUGCUAUUCCAAGAUCCUAAGCUCAGUAUCCCGUUUGUACAGAAAGCAAAACUUUUGCUGCAAACAAUGCCAUUAGUAGGUGUUUGGUCAGAAAACCUCCAUCACUUAAGGACUUCCCUUGGAAUCACUUGCAGCUUUCAACUGUUAAAGUACAGUACCUGUAGUUCAGUGGGGAGAACACUCAGUACAGGGAGAUGCAAGCUUCAUUCUAUAGGAGCAAAAGUAGAAGGAAACCAACCACAAUCACAGAGUGAAAAAUCUUGCGAUAUAAGGUUGGAACUCCUCGAUGGAAAGUAUACAAGAACCACAAACAUAGGUGUGACUAAAAAACAUGUGGAUGAGUUAAAAGCAUAUCAAUAUUAUGAUAUUCAAAAGAAACAUGUUGAGAAGAAAGAUUCACUACGGCUUGCGACAAUCUUUGUUUUUGAUAUUGAAACUACGGGUUUCAGCAAGAAUACUCAUAGAAUAAUUGAGUUUGCACUUCAGGAUCUUGGCGGGGGCAAAAAUAGCACAUUUCAGACCCUGGUGAAUCCUGAACGCUAUGUGCCAAAUGCAGAAAUUCAUGGUAUCAGUAAUCAUAUGGUCAAUAGGCCAGGAAUUCCAAGGUGGAGGGACUUAGUUCCCAUGUUGCUCCAAUAUGUAAGAAGUCGCCAGCAAGAUGGAACACCAGUUUUGUGGAUUGCUCAUAAUGGUCGUCGUUUUGAUGUGCCCUUUAUCAUCAAGGAAUUCAGCCGCUGUUUCGUGGAGAUUCCUUCAGAUUGGCUUUUCUUAGACACACUUCCUCUUGCCCGCCAAAUAGUGAAGCCAGAUGGAUCAAAACUUGCUUCUUCGUCAUUGGGGGCACUUAGAGAGUAUUAUGGAAUUCCAUUAUCAGGUUCAGCUCACAGAGCCAUGUCAGAUGUGAACACAUUGUCUCUGGUUUUGCAGAGAAUGACAUUUGAUCUGAAACUUCCAGUCUCAGGUCUUUUAGAAAGAUCUUUCAAAGCUUCAGAUAUUCCAGAAUGAUGCCCCCCCCCUAAUUUUGAUUGAAUUAUAUAUAUUUGCAAGCCCCAUCAUGCUUGCUCUUGGACUAAUUUAUUGUUGUAACUAAUGCUUGAAAUUCUUUUCA
Messenger RNA from Amborella trichopoda, 1662 nucleotides. RefSeq names its product Polynucleotidyl transferase, ribonuclease H-like superfamily protein (gene DPD1). NCBI's taxonomy places the organism in Eukaryota, Viridiplantae, Streptophyta, Magnoliopsida, Amborellales, Amborellaceae. Gene Ontology annotation, cellular component: cytoplasm. Gene Ontology annotation, biological process: DNA catabolic process. Gene Ontology annotation, molecular function: nucleic acid binding; 3'-5'-DNA exonuclease activity. The record is from RefSeq and is a predicted model, not a curated record.